Penicillium daleae is the source of this 873-nucleotide messenger RNA. RefSeq lists its product as uncharacterized. Bases 1 to 873 code for a protein of 290 amino acids. The record is from RefSeq and is a predicted model, not a curated record. The transcript has a single exon. NCBI's taxonomy places the organism in Eukaryota, Fungi, Ascomycota, Eurotiomycetes, Eurotiales, Aspergillaceae.
AUGUCUGACUUGAAGCAAUUCAUUCAGACUAUCAGGAAGUGGCUCUCCCAGUGGGUCCAGGAUACUCACUGUCCGUUCCUGCACAGGCAAUUAUACUCCGAAUCUAGGCUACCACUAUGUUUGCAGGAUGCUUUUGCAGCUGUGGCCUUAUACGAGAUAAAGAAUGACAAAAAUGAAGAAGUCCUUAUGAGGAUUAUAGAAGAAAACGCCAACAAAUUACUGAAUGAGCAAUCAUUUGUCACAGAAUCCGGAGUAGGAGGUCCUGCCUCUCUCCGGACGGUUGAGCAACUUGCACGCGUACAAGCGCUCUUCAUAUACCAGUUCAUCCGCUUAUUCGAUAGAGAUAUUCGACAACGAGCACAAGCUGAAGCCCUUAUCCUAACUCUGAACGGCUGGAUCAACAAGCUUUGGGAAGCAGCUAACCUAGAUGCCUAUCUUGAGACCUCGUUUGGCUUCGGCGGGCUAUUCUCUCAAGGCUUAGGCACUAAGAGCUUGAAUGACCCUUCAGGCCAACAGUGGCGCGACUGGUUACUCGCAGAGAGUGUGCGCAGGAUCUGGCUCAUUGGCAACUAUGUGCAGUGCGUGUACCUGAUGAUGCGAAACCGUCAAACCAGCUGCUCGGGAGGCGUGUCCUUCACAGCGCGUCGGGGCCUGUGGGAUGCGCAGUCUGCAGAGACUUGGAUGCGGCUUGUCCGAAGUAAGGAUCCAUUGUUCGUGCGCUGCCAUGAGACAGAUCUGAUUAUUCCGUUUGUUGAGGUACCAGAGGUCGAUGUUCUUUGCUUGUCCAUCAUGGGCAUCAUGUGGGGUGCGCCUAAGUUGGACUAUUGGGUGUCUAAGUUAGAUGCGCAACUGGAGUUGGUGCUCGGAAAGUGA